Molecule: messenger RNA, 1461 nt
Organism: Cladophialophora yegresii CBS 114405
Lineage: Eukaryota; Fungi; Ascomycota; Eurotiomycetes; Chaetothyriales; Herpotrichiellaceae
Exons: 2
Coding region: 1-1461 (486 amino acids)
Biological process (GO): regulation of gene expression; regulation of RNA metabolic process
Cellular component (GO): nucleus; cytoplasm
Molecular function (GO): mRNA binding
Source: RefSeq, a predicted model, not a curated record
AUGUCUGCCUCACCCACCUCCACCAUGCCUUCAUCGAAACGCCCUCUGGAAGACCCUUCAUCUCCCUCAGCCCCUACUGAUCUGCCAGAAGCAAAACGCCCGGCUCUUGACAAGCUAGUCAAGGAAGACACUGAUGGUGAUGGCGCAGCCAGAACUGGUGCUGUCUCUGCAGAACUUCCUACAACUACCCAGGAACAUUCAUUGCCAGCAGCUGUCACGAAUGGAGCGUCUGAAGCCCAAGCCGUCGAGGCUGUGGCAGCAACGGGUGCCAAUGGAGCCCCAUCGCUUCCUGUGCCAGAGCCACAGGUUCCUGCUUUAACAACUCAAAAUGAUCGAGCUGCUUCUCAAGCUCCCUCCAUUCCGCCACAAGACGAGACCAACUGGGUCCAUAUUCGUGCGGUCAUUUCAAGUGCAGAAGCAGCAACCUGCAUCGGCAAAGGUGGUGAGAAUGUCACUCAGAUCCGAAGACUUUCCGGGGCGAAAUGUACUGUCAGUGACUAUUCGAGGGGCGCUGUUGAGCGUAUCUUGACUGUUAGUGGUGCUCAAGAUGCUGUUGCAAAGGCGUUUGGGCUCAUCAUUCGCACACUCAACAACGAACCUUUGGAAGCUGCUUCCACAGCUCAAUCGAAGACCUACCCUCUCCGCCUACUCAUUCCACAUAUCCUUAUUGGCUCUAUCAUCGGCAAAUCAGGUGUCCGCAUCCGAGAAAUCCAGGAAGCCUCGGGUGCUCGUCUCAAUGCUUCCGAUUCAUGCCUACCUCUCUCCACCGAGCGAUCUCUGGUCGUCCUGGGCGUUGCCGACGCAGUUCACAUUGCCACUUACUACAUUGCAGUGACAUUAGUCGAGCAACUCACCGAACGCUUUGGUGGACCUGCUGCGUCUGCUUAUGCCACUAGAAGUGGAGGCCCUGCUGGUGUCGUUCCAGGUGGCAUGCAAGUUGUGCCGUACGUACCGCAGCCGGCAGGUGGCCAGUACGGUCAUCCAGACAUGUACAAGAGACACAACACCCACCCUCCUCAGCGAAUGCCCCCACAGCCUUACGGUGCUCCACAGGCCCAUGGCAUUCCACCGCAGCCGUAUCCUCAAUAUGGCCAACCUUACGCCGCAACGCCACGUACUCCGACCUAUGGCGCGGGGCCACCACAGCCAGGGGGUUAUGGCCAAAUGCCUCCUCAGCCUGUUGCCGCCCAUGGGCAGCCUGCUCAGCCGGCACAUGCAAUGCCUGGACAGCCUAUUACCCAGCAGAUCUUCAUACCCAAUGAUAUGGUCGGCGCCAUCAUUGGCAAAGGUGGUGCUAAAAUCAAUGAGAUUCGACAUCUCAGCGGAAGUGUUAUCAAGAUCAAUGAACCGCAGGACAACAGCAACGAGAGGUUGGUAACCAUUACUGGAACGCAAGAAUGCAACCAAAUGGCGUUGUACAUGCUGUACUCUAGGCUCGAAAGCGAAAAGCACCGAGUCUAG